Messenger RNA from Ailuropoda melanoleuca (giant panda), 1158 nucleotides. It is a transcript of the gene HPF1, whose product is annotated as histone PARylation factor 1. Gene Ontology annotation, biological process: DNA damage response; regulation of protein ADP-ribosylation. Lineage: Eukaryota; Metazoa; Chordata; Mammalia; Carnivora; Ursidae. Gene Ontology annotation, molecular function: histone binding; poly-ADP-D-ribose binding. The record is from RefSeq and is a predicted model, not a curated record. The transcript is spliced from 8 exons. Gene Ontology annotation, cellular component: nucleus. The coding region runs from base 1 to 1041 and encodes 346 amino acids.
AUGGCUGGCGGUGGCGGCAAGCGUAGGCCCGGCGGGGAGGGGCAGCAGUGUGAAAAAACAGUUGAUGUGAAGAAGAGUAAAUCCUGUGAAGCUGAUGUCUCCAGUGACCUUAGAAAAGAAGUAGAAAAUCAUUAUAAGCUUUCUCUGCCUGAAGAUUUCUAUCACUUCUGGAAGUUCUGUGAAGAGCUUGAUCCUGAAAAGCCAGCUGAUUCACUUUCCACAAGCCUUGGCCUUCAAUUAGUGGGUCCUUAUGAUAUCCUUGCCGGAAAACAUAAAAUGAAGAAAAAAUCAGCAAGCCUGAAUUUUAACCUUCACUGGAGAUUUUACUAUGAUCCUCCUGAGUUCCAGACGAUUAUUAUUGGAGAUAAUAAAACUCAGUUCCACAUGGGGUAUUUCAGGGAUUCUCCUGAUGAACUUCCUGUAUAUGUUGGUACAAAUGAAGCAAAGAAAAACUGCAUAAUUGUUCAAAAUGGAGAUAAUGUGUUUGCCGCAAUCAAAUUAUUUCUGAUGAAAAAACUUAAGGAAGUAACAGAUAAAAAGAAAACUAGUCUCUUGAAAAACAUAGAUGAAAAACUCACAGAAGCAGCCAGAGAACUGGGGUACUCACUGGAACAGAGAACCAUGAAGAUGAAACAGAGAGAUAAGAAAGUCGUGACGAAGACCUUUCAUGGUGCAGGCUUGGUUGUCCCAGUAGAUAAAAAUGAUGUUGGGUACAGAGAGCUCCCUGAAACCGAUGCCAACCUCAAGAGAAUUUGCAGAACAAUUGUUGAGGCACCAAGUGAUGAGGACAGACUAAAAGCUUUUGCUCCCAUCCAGGAAAUGAUGACUUUCGUGCAGUUUGCUAAUGAUGAAUGUGACUAUGGUAUGGGGCUUGAGCUGGGAAUGGAUCUCUUUUGCUACGGCUCACACUAUUUUCAUAAAGUUGCUGGCCAGCUUUUACCUCUUGCAUAUAAUCUGUUGAAGAGGAAUCUCUUUGCAGAAAUUAUUGAAGAUCAUUUGGCAAACAGAAGUAAAGAGAACAUAGACCAACUUGCAGCAUGAGAGUUGGCUUUCUUUUGGUGUAUAGUAUUUUAAAGCAGUAGUAUUAAACUUGUGAUUUUUUUUGUUUUUAAGGAAUACAGAAAAUAAACUGAUGGAAAUAUUUACUAAAAACUUUUA